AUGGCACUCGUCCGUGACCCAUACUUCUGGAAACGCUUCUCGACUGCGGUGCAUCUCGAUGAAGAGUCAAAAGGCGUGCAAUGCAACGUCGAAGCACCUCAAACGGAGAAGCCCCCGAUCUCAUGGCUUGAGAAAGAACGAAGGAAGAGUAAACGAUCGCUUAUCUGGGGCUUCGUCAUAUUCUUCUGCAUCGUGCUCCUUGUCACCGGUGGAGUCAUUGUCUGGUGGCUCAGCAAGCACAACUGGCUGCAGAGCAUCGAACCAUAG
Penicillium chermesinum is the source of this 267-nucleotide messenger RNA. RefSeq lists its product as uncharacterized. The coding region runs from base 1 to 267 and encodes 88 amino acids. The record is from RefSeq and is a predicted model, not a curated record. NCBI's taxonomy places the organism in Eukaryota, Fungi, Ascomycota, Eurotiomycetes, Eurotiales, Aspergillaceae. The transcript is spliced from 2 exons.